CAAAAAAGAACAACCAGCAGCCACACACAAAGAGCCCCAAUCCACCAACCUGAGCCAGUCCCAGUCACAAUCACAGCACAAACACCACAGGAGAACAAUAAGCCCCUCUGCUUUCCAGAAGCUCAGGCCACAAUAAAGAGCCAUGCGCCUAGGGACUACGGCUGUUUGACACGAUCAGGCCACCGAACAGAUUCUUAAGCCUCUCAACGAUGUCCAUGCAGGGUGACUAGCCUUCUUCUGACACCCACACGCCUUGUUCUCUACCAUCGCAUACCCGCAUUGUCCAAGAACAAGAGGCCAUGCCUCUGCCGAGACGUCGAUCCUCCUUCCUGAACCAACCUGCCGCCAAGGAGCGCCCAGGUAGUGCCAACACCAGGGUUGGCACCGCAGGCAUCACCAAUGCCCCCCGGGGAGUCUUUGUGGGGACGGCCCCCACGGGCGUCGCCUCCAGCAUGGGCACGCGCGUGUCACGACGAGCCCUGGGCAUCAGCAGUGUGUUCCUGCAGGGGCUGAGGUGCACGGCCGUGCCUGUGAUGCCCCACGGGGUCGGGCCCGGUGGCAGGCAGUACCCCGGGGGCGCCGAGAGCCUCAACAGCUGCCUGAUGGAGUACAGGGACAAGGUGCACGCCCUGGAGCAGCUCAACCAGCAGCUGGAGGAGCAGAUCAAGCACUGCCUGGAUCGUAAGGUGUCCAGCGCUGGAGCCUGGGGUCCCCUCAGACAAGACUGGGAGGAUGUUUACAGACAUGUUAGUGAGUCCAUCCUUGCCAAUGCCAGGCUAAUGCUGCAGACAGAGAAUGUGCAGGCCAACGCUGAGGACUUCAAGGACCGGUAUGAGAAUGAACAGCCGUUCAGGAAGGCGAUGGAGGAAGAGAUCAGCUCUCUGUACAAGGUGAUUGACGACGCCAACCUGACCAAGUCGGACCUGGAGAGCCAGAUGGACAGCAUGAGGGCUGAGCUUCGGGACUUGGCCUGCAACCACGAGGAGGACGUGAGGGUGCUCUACAAGCAGAUGGCAGGUGGCGAGAUGGACGAGCUGGACGCUCCCAUUGAGACCAAUCUGGACCAGAUACUGGCCUACAUUCGCUCCCACUGGGAAAGAGUCAUCGAGAAGAACCGUGCCGAGACCGACGCCUAUCUGGAAUGCAAGCAGGCGGAGAGUGUGGGCAGUAAACUGAGCCGUGAGGAGGAGGAGCUGGAGAGUCUGAAGACAGAGUGUAACGAUGCUGGCUGUAAGAUCCAGAGUCUGCAGGCCCAAACUGAGUCUAUCAGAGCACUGGUACGUACGCAUUGUGAUGCUGGCUGUAAGAUCCAGAGUCUGCAGGCCCAAACUGAGUCUAUCAGAGCACUGGUACGUACGCAUUGUGAUGCUGGCUGUAAGAUCCAGAGUCUGCAGGCCCAAACUGAGUCUAUCAGAGCACUGAAGCGAGGUCUGGGGAACUCCCUGAAUGACGCCAGGCAUUGGCACGACAUCGAGCUGCAGAACCUGGGAUCCGUCAUCGGCAAGCUGGAGUCGGAGCUGGGUGACGUCCACGGCGACGUCGAACAACAGCGUCGCGACUAUGAGACGUUGCUGGGAAACAAAAUGCGUCUGGAGCUGGAAAUCGGCACCUACCACGGCAUCUUGGACGGGGAGGAGAGCCGCUACCACCCCUCCAUGUGCACAGGUGCAUCAGAGCCCGAGGGGAAACAAACUCCCCUUCCUCCCCAUUCAGAGCCCUCUGGCAGCCCAGCCCUCCAAGGCUCCAACACAUCUAGUCCCUAGUGGAAGGACUUUGGACCAUUUGGGGAAUAAAGCUCUCACACCGCUGUUCUCCAAGGUAUCUGUGCAAAGUUUCAUUUUCAAACCAUGUUUUUACUACAGAGUUUAAUAAAAUCAAAACCUCUGC
Messenger RNA from Oncorhynchus nerka (sockeye salmon), 1887 nucleotides. RefSeq names its product phakinin-like. Lineage: Eukaryota; Metazoa; Chordata; Actinopteri; Salmoniformes; Salmonidae. The transcript has 8 exons. Bases 300 to 1763 code for a protein of 487 amino acids. Gene Ontology annotation, molecular function: structural molecule activity. Gene Ontology annotation, cellular component: intermediate filament; cytoskeleton. The record is from RefSeq and is a predicted model, not a curated record. Gene Ontology annotation, biological process: intermediate filament organization.